Messenger RNA from Rhodamnia argentea, 2878 nucleotides. RefSeq names its product 3-oxoacyl-[acyl-carrier-protein] synthase II, chloroplastic-like. Bases 657 to 2324 code for a protein of 555 amino acids. Gene Ontology annotation, cellular component: chloroplast stroma. Gene Ontology annotation, biological process: fatty acid biosynthetic process. Lineage: Eukaryota; Viridiplantae; Streptophyta; Magnoliopsida; Myrtales; Myrtaceae. Gene Ontology annotation, molecular function: 3-oxoacyl-[acyl-carrier-protein] synthase activity. The transcript is spliced from 13 exons. The record is from RefSeq and is a predicted model, not a curated record.
AAGAAGGGGCAAAGUCAGCAAUAAUGAAUGAACUUGCGAUUACAACCCCCUAGAUAUCAUCGUGCAUCUAAGAUUAUAUAAAUUACGACAGGGUCAAAGCAGACGGUCUGCGUAGUCCAUGGCGUAGUCCGUUCUGGGUUCUUUCUUGGAAUCCUGCAAUAUCCUAUUGGCCAGGACAGAGGUAUCCUUAAAUGUUUAGAUGUAUGGAAGCAUCAUUUCUUAGCUUUGUUUACUCCAACAAGUCAGAACACCAAACGAGAAUAUAUUGGAGAGAGAGAGAGCGAGAGAGAGAGAGAGAGAGCAUUUGCGUUCUCAGUUUCCCACAUUGCAGAGAUUGCCCAAAACUUGGGCUGUCGAACCGUUUCGCGGGUACAACGAUCGAAAGAGAGUGAGAGAGACGCACAAGCAAAAGUAAAACGACACACUGGGAGUGAGAUCAGAAUCCAAAUGCUCUCUCCUUCCUCUCUCAUACGCACCCCGAACCCGUUCGUCGUCUUUUCAUGAAUUCGCAUCCUUUACUUUGAGGCCCUGUGCAUCACGCUCUCCCCAGCUUCGAAGGCUUCGCCUUUUUCUGGUUUUUGUUUCCCAUCACCCUUUUCAGCUGGAGAGGAAAGAUCGCUACUUUUUCGUUUUCUUUUCUUGUUCUUAAGCUCGUGAUGGCGGCUUCAAUGGCGGCCUCUCCGCUCUGCACGUGGCUGUUGGCGGCUUGCACGUCGGUCUCGUUCGAGAACGAGCUGAAAACGGACCCGUUUCAGUGCUCCAGGAGACUUCCCAAGAGGCUGAAAAGGAAGGUCCUUUCGACAUGUUGUAGCGAUACGAGCAAUGCCCUGUCGCCCAUUUCUGGAUUGUUAUCGUCUUUCUGUGGAUCGAGCGUUCAAGGUCUCAUGAGUUCGUGUUUGGCUUUCGAGCCUUGUAGCGAUUCCUACAGAUGUAAUGGGCUCUCUUCUCUGUUUGGAUCGAGAAAUGUUGGCAUAAAUCGGAAGCAGAAGCGCACCAAUCGAGCUCGCAACUCUGGAGAAACCAUGGCAGUGGCCCUGCAACCCGUUCAAAAAGUUUCAACGAUGAAGAAACCUGUAAUGAAGCAAAGGCGGGUAGUAGUGACUGGGAUGGGUGUGGUAACUCCCCUAGGCCAUGAUCCCGACAUUUUCUACAAUAAUUUGCUGGAUGGUGUCAGCGGUAUAAGUGAGAUAGAGACAUUUGACUGUGCUCAAUUUCCAACGAGAAUUGCUGGGGAGAUCAAGUCUUUCUCAACAGAUGGAUGGGUUGCUCCAAAGCUCUCUAAGAGGAUGGACAAAUUCAUGCUUUACAUGCUCACUGCUGGCAAGAAAGCCUUAGCAGAUGGUGGAAUGACUGAUGAUGCUAUGAAAAAUCUAGACAAAGCUAAAUGUGGGGUUCUCAUUGGCUCUGCAAUGGGUGGGAUGAAGGUUUUCAAUGAUGCUAUUGAAGCUUUAAGGAUAUCAUACAAGAAAAUGAAUCCCUUUUGUAUACCUUUUGCAACAACCAAUAUGGGUUCGGCCAUGCUUGCAAUGGACCUGGGAUGGAUGGGCCCUAAUUACUCGAUAUCAACUGCUUGUGCUACAAGCAACUUUUGUAUACUGAAUGCUGCAAACCACAUAAUUAGAGGCGAAGCUAAUGUGAUGCUUUGCGGUGGCUCAGAUUCAACAAUUAUUCCGAUCGGUUUAGGGGGUUUUGUGGCAUGCCGAGCGCUUUCGCAAAGAAAUAGUGAUCCUGCCAAAGCUUCAAGGCCAUGGGACAUUAAUCGUGAUGGAUUUGUCAUGGGAGAAGGAGCUGGAGUUCUGCUCUUGGAGGAACUAGAUCAUGCCAAGAGAAGAGGUGCAAGCAUUUAUGCAGAGUUUCUAGGUGGAAGUUUCACGUCUGAUGCUUAUCACAUGACUGAACCUCACCCUGAUGGGGUGGGCGUUACUCUCUGUAUUGAGAAGGCCUUAGCUCAGGCUGGAGUGUCCAGGGAAGAAGUAAAUUACAUAAACGCCCAUGCCACGUCUACUCCAGCUGGAGACCUCAAAGAGUACAUAGCUCUUACCCAUUGUUUUCGCGAAAACAGCAAGUUGAAAGUGAAUUCCACUAAGUCCAUGAUUGGUCACCUACUUGGAGCAGCUGGUGCUGUGGAAGCUGUGGCAGUUGUACAGGCAAUAAGAACCGGGUGGGUUCAUCCCAAUGUUAACUUGGAAAACCCAGAUGAAGGAGUGGAUCCAAGCAUGCUGGUUGGCCCAAAGAAAGAGAGAUUAGAUAUCAAGGUGGCUUUGUCUAACUCAUUUGGAUUUGGCGGCCACAACUCAUCGAUACUAUUCGCCCCGUACAGAUGAAUCGUCCUUGGCGGGCUUUUGGUAUGCUUCUUCGCGCUAGAUAUUUCCAGUCUCUUUGGCCAUUUGAUAAGAGCUGCAAAUAUUUUGGGGGAAACAAAUUAAACUUGAUAGAGCAGGGGACUCUUACAUUGGUCCAACUCUGAUGCCUCUUUCCUCUUGUCGGAUGGUUUUCAGAUGGAUGUUGGCAUUAUAGCAUAUGUGAAGAUGUUAAGAGUUCACCUAUAGGAUGCCGAAUGCUCAGUCAUAAGGAAACCUCCUCGCGCUCUAUAGAUAGCUGUCAUAUACAAACGGAAUUUUGCCGGACAGCACAAUGGAGAGGAGAAGAAUCCAAGGCCAAGACAUGUUGCUAGUCACACUCGUUGCCAAAAUUGUUAUUGUGAAUUGUUGCUAAUCAUCUGUAGCCACACUAGGGCAUGCAUGAUGCAGCCAGGUACAUCAUGCUAACUUCUCGUCUUUCUUUCUAUGUGGACAUAUAUUGAAAGACUAGAAUGUUGCAGAGAUCGAUUUCUCGCAAGUUAUCAUCCGACGAUUCUCUCUUCGCUAUUUUGGUUUUC